Molecule: messenger RNA, 663 nt
Organism: Trypanosoma conorhini
Lineage: Eukaryota; Euglenozoa; Kinetoplastea; Trypanosomatida; Trypanosomatidae
Product: trans-sialidase
Exons: 1
Molecular function (GO): exo-alpha-sialidase activity
Source: RefSeq, a predicted model, not a curated record
AUGCGUGUCUGCGCAGUCGUCUCUUUGACGGAGGGCAACGGAGAGACUGCGGGGAGCGGGACGUGGAGUUUCUCUCCGAGCGUUGCGGUGGCCGAGGGCUGCGUCGCCGCGACGCUCCUCGCGUGGAAAAAGAAACUCCUCAUGAUCGCCGUGACUGAACUUCGGCGCUACCGGCUGUACGAGUCGGCUGACGCGGGGGCGACGUGGACGGAGACGACGGGGCCGCACGCGCACCUGUUGGGCGACUUCCUCAACGGCGUCGAGCCCGGCGAGGGAGACGACUUCAUCACCGCGACCAUCGGCGAGGCGGAGGUGGUGCUGUUUGCCCGGCGGUGGCACAGCUACGGCAACGCGACAGGCGCCAUUGGAAGUGUGCUCCAGCUUUGGAUGGCCGACGGCAGUCGCCUGCAUCCGGUGGGCCAGAUCUCGACGGAGCCGCCGCAGAGCCACGACUUCAGUGCUCUGCUGUACACGGAGGAUAAUGGCUUGUUUGCCAUGUACGAGAGACGAGACAAUACGUCGCGCAGCCUUCUCCUUGCGCCUCUCACCGAGCAGCUGCAGCGGGUCAAGGCGGUGUUGAAUGCGUGGAAGGAGACGGACACAAAAAGUCGCGGCACUGUGCGGCGCCACCACGGCGGCGGCAGGGGAGAAGGGUGUUGCUGC